Phragmites australis (common reed) is the source of this 1158-nucleotide messenger RNA. RefSeq names its product protein FON2 SPARE1-like. Bases 267 to 737 code for a protein of 156 amino acids. Lineage: Eukaryota; Viridiplantae; Streptophyta; Magnoliopsida; Poales; Poaceae. The transcript has a single exon. The record is from RefSeq and is a predicted model, not a curated record.
UGGUCGAUUUACGCAAUCGUGAGGAAUCCGGAUCAAUUAAUCGAGCCCAGCGAUAGGAGUCCCACGCAAGCAACUCCGCCCUCUUAACGCCCCCGGCCACCACGUCUCAAGUCGGUCUCAACCCCGCCCUGGUCUCGUCGUCUUCCCUUCCCGUGCCUUGCCCUGUUGUCCACACCAAUCUCGCAAGCUUCUUCCCCGGCUCGCUAGGCUAGACACCUACCUGCACACUUGUUUCCUUCGCUCUCCGUGGCUAGCUACAAGAGUAGAUGCUAUGGCGAGGUAGCUUGCUCGGCCUCGGCCCCAUCCAUGAGUUCUCUCGUCUGCCUGCAGACACUUGCACAGUGGCCAUGAGACGACCUCACGCCGCCGCUACCUUAGCUGCCGUCCUCCUACUGUGGCUCGCCGUGCUCACCGUCGCGUUCCACGGGUGCGCCCGCCUCGGUUACGGAGGCCUGUCCAUGACGAGGCGAACAAGUUUGGUCGCCGUCCCGAGGAAGAUGCUGCUCGCCGUGACGAGCUUCGACGCUGCUGCCUCGCCAACAGAUCACCACCACCGCCACCAACAUCACCGGCAUCACCAUCACCAGCAUGACCAGCAUCACCACCACCACCAUGCUGGCAGAUGGAACCGGCAAGGGAUUCCACCGUCAGUUGCUACCAACGGCGAGGGGAUCGACCCGCGGUACGGCGUGCAGAAGAGGCUCGUCCCGACAGGCCCCAACCCCUUGCAUCACUGAGAGAUCGGUACGCGUGCGGCACGUGCAUGGAUACAGAAGUUUUUCUACGUGGCCCUGAAGGCUGAUUCCAUGGUUCGUGGCACACAUCGUCUUGCUUUGUUGAUCGAUCGAGUCCGGUCCGGUAUUCUUUCGUUGUGGAGUGGAUGCAGAAUCGUCGAUUCUGUGACAUCAUCACAUGUGUACUUAAUCAUUAGCUUUUGUUUGUUCAUGUAGGCAGUCUUGAUCUCAAGCUGCAAAGCAAGCAAGCGAAAGACAAGCGAGGAGAAAAUCUCUAUAGCUAGUUAUACAUAGUACAUAUAAAUUAUGUUGACAAGAAGAGGAUGAGUACUAUGCUUUGGUUUCUUGUAUUUCUUCUUCUUUUCCAUUAUAAUUUCAUUCUUUAUUUCGCCUGUUCUUCAUAAAAAAUCUUGACACUUGAUUG